CUACUCAAGCUCAUAAUCCUCCAGUAGAGUAUCUCUCCCUUCUUUUCGUGUAUACUAUACAUGCUAUACAUGUACACUCUAAUCACGCGGUUCUCCUUUAACUUCUUCUUGCGACCCUUUAUCUGCUUUGCCCUCCAAUGUGACUGUUAAAGCCAGUACAGGAAAUGCAGUCUCCUCCAGACUCUCUCUCCAACAUCUUUCAUCUGUUUCAACAGCGGCACCAUCGGGACUCAUCACCUUCAAUCGACUUUUAAGACCUGGAGUUAAAUAAUAACAAUACCUAUUACGGAUAAACUCAUCAAGGAACAGUAACAACAACUACAGCAGUAAUAAAUAAAAUACUCGACACGCCCAUCAGAUCUCUAGGACCCGACGCGAUGAUCAACUUCAUUCUCAUCUUCAAUAGACAGGGCAAGAUUCGUCUCACAAGAUGGUAUCAAUACAUGACAGACAAACAAAAAGCAUCGCUCAGUCAGGAUGUUGUGACACAGAUCCUGGCAAGAAAACGAGGCAUGUGUAAUAUUCUUGAGCUCGAAGGAAGACGUGAGGCACGAGGCAAAUGUAUCUAUAAAAGAUACGCAUCGCUGUUCUUUUGUUUUGGAAUCGAUUGGAAUGACAAUGAACUCUCAGGGCUGGAAGUACUUCACAAAUAUGUCGAAUGCCUAGAUCAAUAUUUCGGAAACGUUUGUGAACUCGAUAUCAUUUACAAUUACUCUGCAGCAUAUCAAGUUAUGGACGAGAUGUUGCUAGGAGGACAUGCGCAGGAGACUAAUAAGAAGAUAGUUGUGAAACAUUGUAAAGGAUUCGACAAGCUGGAAGAAUCAGACAGUAUCGUUAAUAAUCUUCGAGCGUCCAACAUUGCUUGAUCCUUUCUCAGUCCUAAUAAUCCAC
Molecule: messenger RNA, 891 nt
Organism: Lobosporangium transversale
Lineage: Eukaryota; Fungi; Mortierellomycota; Mortierellomycetes; Mortierellales; Mortierellaceae
Product: AP complex, mu/sigma subunit
Exons: 4
Coding region: 378-866 (162 amino acids)
Biological process (GO): protein transport
Source: RefSeq, a predicted model, not a curated record